AACCAGCAGAAUGGCGACCACGGCGGAACUAUUCGAGGAGCCAUUUGUUGCCGAUGAAUAUAUUGAACGAUUGGCGUGGAGAACUCCAGGGGGAGGGUCUAGAGGGGGACAGGAAACAUUCGAUCCAAAAAGACUGUUGGAGGAGUUUGUUAACCACAUUGAAGAGCUUAAGUUAAUGGAUGAACGGAUUCAGAGGAAAGUAGAGAAGCUGGAGAAUCAGUGCCAGAAAGAGGCGAAGGAGUUUGCCAAAAAAGUCCAGGAAUUGCAGAAGAGCAAUCAGGUUGCAUUUCAACAUUUCCAGGAACUAGAUGAACAUAUUAGCUAUGUAGCCACCAAGGUGUGCCACCUCGGGGACCAGCUGGAGGGGGUAAACACACCACGCCAACGUGCUGUGGAGGCACAGAAACUGAUGACCUAUUUUAAUGAAUUUCUGGAUGGAAAUCUGCAGUCUGAUGUAUUUAACAACUCUGAAAAGAUAAAAGAAGCUGCUGACAUAAUUCAGAAAUUGCAUCUGAUUGCACAGGAGCUGCCAUUUGAUCGGUUUGCAGAGGUAAAAUCAAAAAUUGCAAGUAAAUACCACGAUCUGGAGCAUCAGUUAAUUCAGGAAUUUAAAAGUGCUCAGCGCAGAGGAGAAAUCUCGCGUAUGAGAGAGCUGGCCGCAGUUUUACUUCACUUUAAGGGAUAUUCUCAUUGUGUGGAUGUAUAUAUAACUCAGUGUCAGGAGGGUACAUUUGUUAAAGGAGAUAUAUUUGAGAACUGUGCUGUGUUGUGUCAGCGUGUUAAUCGAGAAGUUGGUGACAUCUUCAGCAACCCAGAAGUUGUUCUGGCCAAACUUAUCCAAAACAUUUUUGAAGUCAAUAUUCAGACUUUUGUUAAAGACAAGUUGGAAGAAUGUAAGAAAUCUGAUGCAGAGCAAUACCUUAAGAAUCUGUAUGAUCUGUACACAAGAACUACCAGUCUUUCUAGCAAACUAAUGGAGUUCAAUCUGGGUACGGAUAAACAAACCUUUUUAUCAAAGUUGAUCAAAUCGAUAUUCAUCACUUACCUGGACAACUAUAUUGACGUUGAAACUGCUUACUUGAGAAGUCGGAGUUCGGUGAUUUUACAGCGUUUUUACGAUUCGAAGAACCACCAAAAGAGAUCUAUUGGAACUGGGGGGAUUCAAGACCUAAAAGAAAGGAUUAGGCAGCGAACAAAUUUGUCCUUGGGACCUAGUAUUGAAACACAUGGAGAGACGUUUUUGGCACAAGAAGUAGUGGUGAACCUCCUACAAGAAACCAAACAUGCCUUUGAAAGGUGUCAUAAACUUUCAGAUCCAUCAGAUCUCCCAAAGAAGGCAUUUAGAAUAUUUUUACUUCUUGUGGAUUAUUUAUGCAUUGAGCACAUUGAUUACGCUUUGGAAAUUGGACUAGCAGCAAUCCCUUCUCCUGAUUCGAAGAAUGCCAGCCUCUAUUUUUUCGAUGUUGUGCAUCAAGCCAACACAAUUUUCCAUUUAUUCGACAAGCAGUUCAAUGAUCAUCUCAUGCCGUUAAUUAGUUCAUCUCCGAAGCUAACAGAGUGUCUCCAGAAAAAGAAAGAUAUAAUCGAGCAGAUGGAGGUGAAAUUAGAUACCGGUAUUGACAGGACACUAAACUGCAUGAUCGGGCAGAUGAAGCAAAUCUUAACUGCUGAGCAAAAAAAGACAGAUUUUAAACCUGAAGAUGAAAAUAAUGUAUUAAUUCAGUACACUACUGCUUGCGUAAAAGUUUGCCUUUAUGUGCGGAAACAAGUGGAAAAGAUUAGGAAUUCAAUGGACGGGAAGAAUGUGGACACUGUGCUAAUGGAACUGGGGGUCCGUUUCCACCGUCUUAUAUAUGAACAUCUUCAGCAAUUUUCUUACAGCUCGAUGGGAGGAAUGCUAGCGAUCUGUGACGUAGCAGAAUAUAGAAAGUGUGCCAAGGAAUUCAAGAUUCCACUUGUGCUACAACUUUUCGAUACUCUGCACUCCCUUUGCAACCUUCUGGUUGUAGCCCCAGACAAUUUAAAGCAGGUUUGCUCGGGUGAGCAGCUCGCCAGCUUGGACAAGAACAUCCUCCAUUCCUUUGUGCAACUGAGAGCCGACUACAGAUCGUCACGCCUCGCCAGGCACUUUAGCUGAAGUCUGCCAUCAAGAGCAGCAACAUGUAACUGUUUUCCAAGCCUUGGUUGUAAGAAAGCACAGGGAGUCUUUACAUACUCCUAAGUACAUGGAGACUGGUUUCUUUUUACAGGGCUGUGACUCUAUAGCAGAACAACGGGUAGGCCGCAUUUAACCCACCCCUGUUCCUGCUUUCCUGUCCAUAAAGAGUGGAAGUAAGUUUAAUCCCGACACCUGACUUCUCCAGUAUGGAAACUAAGAAGCUGGUUUGUUAUUUUGUGCAACAUUUACUCUGAUGCUUAAUUUUCCUCUUUUCGUUGUAGACUUGAAUAUUGGAAUGGGGGCAUACUGUAUGUGCUGCUUUGUAAUGAGUUAACCCAUAAAGUAGCUGCUUUUAUAUAAGUGAGGGUGAUUUUAUUGUAAAAUGUGACAAAAUGGUGCGUGAGGUUCAGAGAUAUAGUAAGAUUGAGACUUCGUCUUCAUAGCAUAUUGAAUGAAACUCCUUUUGUGCCUGGGAAGGUAGUACAUAUUUAAGGAGUCACUUCUGCUGCCUAAUAAUACAGAAAUAGGUUUGCUAAGCUAAACUGAAUAUAUUUGUCUUGCCAGGCCUUUGUUAGUCCCCCCCCUCACCCCCCCCUCUCCCUCCCCCCAUGGUCUGUUGAUCUUGUACCUAGUUUAAAAUAGAGGUCUACUUUGUUGAUACUGACAGAUUACAUCUCUUGUAACUCAUCUGUUCAGUACGGUCUAUUCACAUUUGUUCAUCCACACAAAUAUUUAGAAAAUAUAUUAUUUAUCUAUAUGAAGCUUGUCCGCGUUCCCCGAGAACAGGUUUAAUUAAUUAAUUUAUUUGUACAGAUGGCUGAACUAAGACCAGUUAUGACGCUAGGACUAGAUUAUUUGACAAAUGGCAUCUUUGAACCAUUAUGUCCAUUUUGUGUUUUUAUACAUUCACUUUGGUUUACUGAUGAGAUCAUUUGCUAUAUGUAUUAUAUAACUAAAUCAGAAUUUAUUUACACUUCAUUUAUUAAAAAUAUUGUUUUGUAGAAACGCCCAUCAUCCUUAGAUGUGCUAAUGAAACUUGAUGGACAUUGCAGUCAAAUAACACCUAGAAUGGUAGAUGUGUUGCCCAUUACUGCUGUAACAUGAAAUUAGUUAUGUAUUAACUUGUUAUAAUAUUCUUAAAGAAGGCCUUCCCCAACCCAUGAAAUAGAUUUCCGCACUUUAAACCACAAAAUUGCACCAACUUUUGUUUUGUCCUUCGCAAAGUUAUUUGUUUUUGAAAAAAUCCACACUGCAGCCCGUUUUAACAAAUUACUAUUAAAAAAAAAAAAAAAAAAAAAUUACAAGAGUUUCAGAAAGUGCUUUAUGCCAAAACAAUGUUGCCAAAUAUUACACAUUUGUUUGGAAGCAGUAGAAAAUAUUUUGCCAAGAAAAAAAAAAAAAAAACAAUGCUUAAGGGGGAGAGAGAUAAUGGACAGCAGCAGAACUAGCUGUUUUCUAUAUUAUUCCGUGUUGAAUGACUGAAUCGUCGUUUUUAGAGUAGCGGGAGGGAGAACAAAUCUGCCUCGUUCAGAAUGAAGUACAUGAGAAACUUCAUUGUACGUGCCGAGGUGAAUGACGUUCCGGUAAGUAACUCAGUACUCUCUUGAAAUCAGAAGUGCCAAACUGCAGCCCCACAGCACCUGUUAAAUCACCCGAUUCUCUGUGAGUCAUAGACUGGCAGAGAUAAGUGAGGGUUGUAGUCCAACAUUGUUUAUGGGGUGCAGUUUAACACCCCUGGUUUAGAGCUUCUGGUCUUACUGAGCAAGCAAUGUUUGUACGUGUAUUAUUAUUAUUAUUUUUUUUAAAUCUUUUGGGCUUGAGAUAUGGUUACACCCUUUCACUUCAAACUACUUUUUAAAAGCUUGUGAGUAUUGAUAGAUGUAUGUGUAUAUAUAUAUAUAAAAAAAAAAAUCCAGUAAUUGAUCCUAUAGAUCGUUCCCUUUGUGUGACUCAAGUAGCUGAACAUGCCUUGGUCCAAGCCGUCUCCUAACAAUAUAAACAAUACAGCAAACACCCAAAUUAGAAUGCACCUUAAAGUUUAACGGGGAACAUCUCACUCAUAUGUUUCUGAAUUCUGUGCUGGAUUUAAUAUGUAUGUUAAAGCUGAACCGUUACUUCUCUGGAAUUUACCCAAUUGAUUAAAACACUGAAAGCCACCUAUAACAUGUUACAGCUUCUUAUUUA
Molecule: messenger RNA, 4342 nt
Organism: Pelobates fuscus (common spadefoot toad)
Lineage: Eukaryota; Metazoa; Chordata; Amphibia; Anura; Pelobatidae
Gene: EXOC5
Product: exocyst complex component 5
Exons: 18
Coding region: 11-2137 (708 amino acids)
Biological process (GO): exocytosis; Golgi to plasma membrane transport
Cellular component (GO): exocyst; cytoplasm
Source: RefSeq, a predicted model, not a curated record